AGGUGCGGGAAGCUGAAGCCGGGAAACAUGGUGGCCGCCUGCUUUCUCAGCAAGGGUUUGACUACCCUGGUAGGGUUGUUGCUUUUGUCCUUCGGCAGCUUGGCCGCUAGUCAGAUCGAGGAUCAAGCAGAACAGUUCUUUAGAAGUGGCCAUACAAACAACUGGGCUGUUUUGGUAUGUACAUCCCGGUUCUGGUUUAAUUAUCGGCAUGUUGCAAAUACUCUCUCUGUUUACAGAAGUGUCAAGAGGCUAGGUAUUCCUGACAGUCACAUUGUUCUGAUGCUUGCAGACGAUAUGGCAUGCAACCCUAGAAAUCCCAAACCAGCUACGGUGUUUAGUCACAAGAAUAUGGAACUAAAUGUAUAUGGAGAUGAUGUGGAAGUAGAUUAUAGAAGUUAUGAGGUAACUGUGGAGAAUUUUUUACGGGUAUUAACUGGCAGGAUCCCACCUAGUACUCCUCGUUCAAAACGUCUUCUUUCUGAUGAUAGAAGCAAUAUUCUUAUUUAUAUGACAGGACAUGGUGGAAAUGGUUUCUUGAAAUUUCAAGAUUCUGAAGAAAUUACCAACAUAGAACUUGCAGAUGCUUUUGAGCAAAUGUGGCAAAAAAGACGCUACAACGAAUUACUGUUUAUUAUUGAUACUUGUCAAGGAGCAUCCAUGUAUGAACGAUUCUAUUCUCCUAACAUAAUGGCUUUAGCUAGUAGCCAAGUGGGAGAAGAUUCACUCUCGCAUCAACCUGAUCCUGCAAUUGGAGUCCACCUUAUGGAUAGAUACACAUUUUAUGUCUUGGAAUUUUUGGAAGAAAUUAAUCCAGCUAGCCAAACUAAUAUGAAUGACCUUUUUCAGGUAUGUCCUAGAAGUCUCUGUGUGUCUACCCCUGGACAUCGCACUGAUCUUUUUCAGAGGGAUCCUAAAAAUGUCCUGAUAACUGAUUUUUUUGGAAGCGUACGGAAAGUGGAAAUUACAACAGAGACUAUCAGUUUGCAACCAGAUUUAGAAAGCAUGGAAAGCAGAUAUAAGAAAGACUGGAUGGAUGAGGAACUCAUGGAACCACUGAAAUAUGCUGAACAACUUCCUGUAGCUCAGAUAAUACACCAGAAACCAAAGCUGAAAGAUUGGCAUCCUCCUGGGGGUUUCAUUCUGGGAUUGUGGGCACUCAUUAUAAUGGUUUUCUUCAAAACUUAUGGAAUCAAGCAUAUGAAGUUCAUUUUCUAGACAUGAUGUGUGAAGAAGACGGCAUGGAAGACUGCAACCUUGGAUAAAAUUUUAUGUCAUUAUGCUUUUUAAAAAGUAUAUUGUUCUUGGGGCGCCUGGGUGGCUCAGUCAGUUAAGCGGCUGCCUUCGGCUCAGGUCAUGGUCCCAACGUCCUGGGAUUGAGUCCCACAUCAGGCUCCCUACUCGGCGGGAAGCCUGCUUCUCCCUCUCCCACUCUCCCUGCUUGUGUUCCCUUUCUCGCUGUGUCUCUCUCUGUCAAAUAAAUAAAUAAAAUCUUUUAAAAAAAAACAAAAA
Messenger RNA from Callorhinus ursinus (northern fur seal), 1509 nucleotides. RefSeq names its product phosphatidylinositol glycan anchor biosynthesis class K (gene PIGK). Gene Ontology annotation, molecular function: GPI-anchor transamidase activity. The record is from RefSeq and is a predicted model, not a curated record. Gene Ontology annotation, biological process: proteolysis; attachment of GPI anchor to protein. NCBI's taxonomy places the organism in Eukaryota, Metazoa, Chordata, Mammalia, Carnivora, Otariidae. Gene Ontology annotation, cellular component: GPI-anchor transamidase complex.